CAUCAUUUAUUUCUUUUCUUUAGUUCAUUCUAUAUUUUUUGUUAUUAGUGUUAUGUUACGUCGUGUUUUUAGAGGCUAUAAACAUUCAUACACAAUAAUAUAUAUGUAAAUAUAUAACAAAAAUAUUAUUUUAAAAAAUAUACUUAUACUUUAGAUAAACAAAAGUAAAAUAAAUAACAAAAUUUAAAAUGGACGAAGACGCCAGGACUAUUUGGUGCGGAAAUUUGAGCGCUAAAUGUACUGAUGAAAUUCUGUAUGAAUUAUUUCUGCAGGCAGGACCAUUGGAGAAAGUAAACAUUCCAAAAGAUCGUGACGGUUCACAAAAAUCAUUUGGUUUCGUAACAUUCAAACACGCGGUAUCUGUUCCCUACGCGCUGAGUUUAUUUGAGGGCACGUCGAUAUUCAACCGCGCAUUGAUGUUGAAAAAUCGUCAGACGAACGACGGAAAAGGAGCUUUAAAUAAAAUGGACAAUGGCAAUGUCCUGCAGUUUGGAAACCAGUUGGAAAAUUCGAUGAUGUUCAACAUAGCCCACAAUAUGCUUCCAACUUAUAUGCCACCUGGUAUGGGAAUGUACCCGAGCCAAAUGAACUCGUUCCCAACGCCAAAAGACGACAGUAGACGGGGUCGCAAUCAUCCUUACAAUCGCGAGCGUCAAUCUGACCGCGAUCGCCAGUCAGACCGCGAUCGUCAAUCAGACCGCGACCGACAAUCUGACCGCUCGCACCGAAAUCAUCACCAGCAUCAGCACCACAAAAAUGACCACAGAAACCAGCGGUCGCAUUAUCACAACCGCGCUCGUAACACCCGUUAAUUUAUUGUAUUUAAUUAUCUUAAUCAUCAAUUCAUUAGCACAAAAUUUUGUUUAAUUAAAUAAUUAAAUGAUCAGUUAUCAAGCGGA
This is a messenger RNA of Microplitis demolitor, 899 nucleotides long. Its product is annotated as RNA-binding protein 7. Gene Ontology annotation, biological process: regulation of alternative mRNA splicing, via spliceosome. Lineage: Eukaryota; Metazoa; Arthropoda; Insecta; Hymenoptera; Braconidae. The record is from RefSeq and is a predicted model, not a curated record. The coding region runs from base 189 to 812 and encodes 207 amino acids. The transcript has 2 exons. Gene Ontology annotation, molecular function: single-stranded RNA binding. Gene Ontology annotation, cellular component: nucleus.